GGAGGCAUUCCAGUAAAAACGUGGGAUGUCUGAGCUCUCCUGGCACGGCCACGAUGCCCAGCUGGCAGUGGGUGAAGUGGAGCUCAUCUCAGGGGACACUGUUUUUAGGAUGUUUCUGAGCAGUCUGGGGUUUUCUGUGUGUUUCACCUCUGGUUUUACCUUUUUCAGCACCAACUGAACUGGGGAGAUCUUUGAAUCGCAGAAUUCAAGGAUUCCUGGAGCCAUUGCUGUGUGCAAAGCAUCCGCUCUCCUCUCUCUCAUUCAUGGUUUCACUGUCUGCAGGGCAGGUUUUCUCCCGCUGGAGCCGCCUGAGCCUGUCCUUACCCACCAUUAAAUCUUUCAGUUUCUCUUCCAGAGCCAACUCUCAUGCCUGAAAACUUUAAAAAGAAAGACGUGGUUGAAAUUUUGUCCCACAAAAAGGCCUACAACACAUCCAUCCUGAUCGCCCACCUGAAGCUGUCGCACGUGGAGCUGCGGCAGAUCCUGAUGACCAUGGAGACGGAUCGCCUGGAGCCGUCCCACAUCAAGCAGCUCCUGCUCUACGCCCCGGACGGGGAGGAGGUGCAGCGCUUCCAGAGCUACAAGGAGAACCCCGGCAAGCUGAGCGAGCCCGACCAGUUCGUGCUGCAGGUGCUGGGCAGGGGCGUGCCCCGAGACAGGGGCUGUGUGUGCCCUGUCCCUGCAGCAGGACACUCACACGUGGUGUCCCUGUCACACCUGGGGUGUCCCUGAUACACCUGAGGUGUCCCUGUCAUACCUGGAGUGUCCCUGACACACACCUGGUGUCCCUGUCACACCUGGGCUGUCCCUAUCACACCUGAGGUGUUCCUGACACACAUCUGGGGUGUCCCUGUCACACCUGGAGUGUCCCUGGUACAACUGGGAUGUCCCUGACACACCUGGGAUGUCCCUGACACACACCUGGGGUGUCCCUGAUAUA
Cyanistes caeruleus (blue tit) is the source of this 940-nucleotide messenger RNA. NCBI's taxonomy places the organism in Eukaryota, Metazoa, Chordata, Aves, Passeriformes, Paridae. The record is from RefSeq and is a predicted model, not a curated record.